Ornithodoros turicata is the source of this 1750-nucleotide messenger RNA. RefSeq names its product acetylcholinesterase-like. Gene Ontology annotation, molecular function: acetylcholinesterase activity. Gene Ontology annotation, cellular component: plasma membrane. Bases 39 to 1742 code for a protein of 567 amino acids. Lineage: Eukaryota; Metazoa; Arthropoda; Arachnida; Ixodida; Argasidae. The transcript has 3 exons. The record is from RefSeq and is a predicted model, not a curated record. Gene Ontology annotation, biological process: choline metabolic process; acetylcholine catabolic process.
CGUUCUAGAUUGUGAACCAUCUUUGAACCAAGCUCGUUAUGAAAGCCUAUUUCAUAACACCUACCCGUGGACGCGCAGAGAGAGUACACGGCGUGAAGAGUGCCGAAGGAGGCUACAAGUGGUGGUACACUCCUAUGGCAACGGCAGGACUGUUGGCGGCCCUGCUCCUGAUCUUCACAAUUUUCGUGGAACGAACCAAGGCACCAGAAGCGUUGCUUGAUAUCGGAACCUUAGAAGGUCGCACACUAAAGGAUUUACAGGUUGAAGUGUUCUACGGUGUGCCAUACGCGCGGCCGGCCGUGGGACAACAGCGUUUCCGUAAAGUCGAUGCCAUGGAAUCGUCAUCAAGACACAUAGACGCUCGAAACAGACGGUACCCGUGCGUGCAGCCAAACUUCUAUGCGGGCCAAAAACUCAUUAUCGAUUCGUCAAACACUUCUGAAGACUGUCUGCAUCUCAAUAUCUACGUGCGAGAAAAAAACCAAUCGGACACAACCGGAGGCACUGGUCCUAGUACGGUGUAUGUUUGCUUCUUCGGCUGGAACUUUCUGUUCGGAGGAAACAGUUACUACUUCGUCGAUCCACGGUAUUUCGUACGUGCAACUGGAGCCAUUGUGGUAAUACCAAAUUAUCGUUUGGGCGGUUUCGGGUAUAUUCAAAACACGUUUGAGCACGCUCCGGGUAACAUGGGUCUGCUGGAUCAGGUGCUGGUUCUUCGCUGGGUACGAGAUAAUAUCAUUAGUUUCGGCGGUAACCCGCAUAAUAUCGUACUCCUAGGCCAAGGUACCGGAGCUGUUACUGCCGGCUACCACCUGAUGUCCCCGAUGACUCGCGGCAUAACACGUCGAGUUAUUCUACACAGUGGAUGUCCACUGAUGCCCUUUCCACAGGAUCCACCAGAAUCAGUGAAGGCCAUCGCAGAAAAGCUUGCUUGUGGUACAAAGGAAAGUGGACUUGACGACACUAUCGCCUUCCACUGUAUCCAUGGUUUGCCAAUGGAAUUUCUGAAGCCUUAUUUCGCACGACCGUACUACCCAGUAUUCGGCGACGCAUUCAUGCCCAUUAAGCCAGGUUACAACAUUAGGGAAGCCCACGGACAACCUACCCAAAUUUUAAUGGGUAAUGUUUUAGAAGAAGGUGUCUUGCUCAUGUCUCACGAGCUUCGAGAACUACCGCAUAAUGCACUGAUGACGAGCAACCUGACGUACAUCAUCUCGACGGUAGAGAAAUACCUGAAACACUAUUAUAUACCUAAUGUAACUGACAUCGUUAAGUACUAUUACCACAAGGCCAAUCAGAGUGACGCGCCACUGACAUUGUUGAAUGUUGCAUCAAAAUUGGUGGGAGACCUUCUGUUCGUUUGUCCCAUGCAUCUGUACGCCAAUCUCACGGCAGAUGCCGGGAAUCAAGUAUUUUACUACAUGUUUGCUGCCAAGCCACCGAACAGUCUCCACCCGGAGAUCGAAACCACAACCCAGAUGGACGACAUCAUGACACUCUUUGGUGUUGGAGGCUACGACAGCAACCUCACUACGAGCAUGCGCCGAUUCUGGACCAAGUUCGCUAAAGACGGGGACCUCAGCGGACAAGAUUGGGACCAGUACCUUUCGCAAAGCAGAUACUACAAAUCUUUUCCAAAAACAACCAUUGACAAAGAAUCCAUAAAGGACGACAGUUGUUAUAUUUGGAUGCCCUACUUGAAAAAUCUAUAUGAAAUGAAGCUGUCAACUGAAGGACCUUGAAAUACUGA